AUGGCCAAGAGCAGUGCCUAUCACAAGGAGUACACCGCGCAGUACGGUAUGCCCAGAAGGAGGACGUUGGCUGGAGGUAAGGAUUACUGUAACUUACUUUAAAUUUUUUGAAGAAAUCUGCUUUGACCCUUACCCUACCCUACCCUACCCUACCCUACCUUACCCUACCCAACCCUACCCAACCCUACCCUACCCAACCCUACCCAACCCUGCCCUGCCCUGCCCUGCCCUGCCCUGCCCUGCCCUGCCCUGCCCUACCCUAUCUUUCCCCUGCUCUAUAUUACACUGCCCCUUUUGUUGCACCAUCCCCCUCCCCUUAAAUCCUACAAGGACUCGUCCCCAUAGUGUACUUAGCAAAUUACAAGCUGAUUAAAGAAUUCGGAAUGGUUCAAUUCCAGCCUCCAAAUUACGUUAGCGGCCGCAAGAGCUGGGCAUGGGAAGAUUUGAAAGCGAACGCACGUUUUCAUUCAUUAAGUUGUAAUAAAGCAUUCUACUCUGAGAUUACAACCCUGCCUAAUGAAUAGUUAAUCAGUAGUUGGGAAGUAUUUAAGGCAUUCGAACUCGUGUUUAUAUUAGAAUUGAGCGGCUAAACAUUUGUUGAUUAUAUUUGGACUAAAAGUUGGGCUUUUGGUACCACUUUGGCCUACAACUUUAAUAUCUGGUACUAAUUCGCCUUAUAACUUGGGUUACUGGUACUAUUUCGCCAAAAAAAUUAGAGUAGCUGGUACUGUUUGAAACCUUAGUCCCAAAAACUUUUGUUUUUGACACCUUCUACAAGCAUAUACCUACAAAACGUAAUAUCAUCAUACCUAUACCCUUGUGUACCAAUAAGGAACUAAAUACCUGGAUAACUUAAAGUGGAUAUUCGAGUAUCUAAACAACUCUUAUUUUGAAAUUUAAACCAAUUUCAAACGGUUUUUUCCAUACUUUGAUCGACUGAGAGCCGGUUUUGGGUAUAUAAGCUAUAAAGGAUCAUUUCAAGCAUUUUUAUGUCAAUACUGGCGGGAAAUACUAUUUAAACGCUAGACUGUUACCUAUUCUACUAGUGCGGCGGUAAAAAUUUGCUUGUUGAGUCACUGGAAUUGAGCUAGAAUCAAUUGAGUUCAGCUAGUUUAGUUCAUCCGAUAUUAUCCUACCUUCACUACUUUAAUUGGCCAUAACUUUUUUGCCUUUAAGUAAAACUAAAAAUACUUUUACUAUAUUAAACUAGACACUACAAGCUACAAAGCAUCUUACAUUGGAGCAAUCUGAGUGCAGUUGAAUAUGUUUUCAGAGACGAAUCACUUCUCUAAAGACUAUUGGGAGAAGAAAGGCCAACGAAAAGCCCAAUCCAUGUCCAGCAAACCCACAUCUGACUUUUGGAUGGUCGGAUCAGAAAAACAAUAUCGACAAGAAGUUUUUAGUCGCAAUUGUAAGUAUUUUUAAUUUUUGGUUUGUUAGUUUUGGCAAGAUUGAUAUUUGUAGACGAAGUGUCACAAUUUAUUUGCAUUUCGUCACAUGCGUACUCAAAGUGUACUAUUUGUACUAUUUUGAUAAUACUGAGAAUAUUUGGUGUUUUUACCCUAUAAAAUUUUUAUUUCCGCAAAAUUUCUUGAUAUAUCAUAUUUUAUAUUAACCAUGACAUCAGACUACAUAAAAAAUAUCCUAAUAUCAAAUAUUUUCAGCCGACAACUUUUACCAAAACAAAUCCUCAUACCGGUCGACAAGCGCAUUCGAAUCCCCGUUCAGCUCAAGUUCAUCAAGCUCAUCCAGCUCAUCAACCACCUCUUCCACGCCCAAACCCACUCAAACCCCGCCGCCCCUGUUUCGACCACAAAAACAGUCGAUUCCGACGCAUCCACUGGGAAUGGGUCCCUCACCGUUUACUUUCUAA
This is a messenger RNA of Bursaphelenchus okinawaensis, 1873 nucleotides long. The record is from the annotation of a GenBank genome assembly. NCBI's taxonomy places the organism in Eukaryota, Metazoa, Nematoda, Chromadorea, Rhabditida, Aphelenchoididae.